AUGCUCGAUGAUCAAGGAGAGGAUGCGGUCAAGGCGGCGCUGGUCGACUGUUCUACUACUGGAAAAAAGUGGACCAUUUCAGAGCAACUCGAGCGAUGCGAAGGUGCUUUGGACACAAUCAACACGGAUAUGAAGGAAGCCGAAGAACAUCUCAAAGGAAUGGAGAAAUGUUGCGGAUUGUGCGUGCUGCCGUGGAACAAGGCAGACGAUUUCGAAAAGAACUCAGAAUAUGCAAAAGCGUGGAAGAAAGACGAUGAUGGUGGAGUGAUCUCAGAUCAGCCUAGGAUCACUGUCGGCGAUUCCUCAAUGGGACCACAAGGAGGAUAUGUGACCAGGAUCACCAAUGACGCACGCGAAGAUGAGAUGGACGAAAACAUCCAACAAGUAGGUUGA
Molecule: messenger RNA, 393 nt
Organism: Cooperia oncophora
Lineage: Eukaryota; Metazoa; Nematoda; Chromadorea; Rhabditida; Trichostrongylidae
Source: the annotation of a GenBank genome assembly